Messenger RNA from Staurois parvus, 373 nucleotides. NCBI's taxonomy places the organism in Eukaryota, Metazoa, Chordata, Amphibia, Anura, Ranidae. The record is from the annotation of a GenBank genome assembly.
GUGGCCGCGGCUGUCAGUCACCGGGUCCCGGCCGGUGAUUAAUCGCCAGUGCCCAUUGAUUUCCCAGCAUCUCCGACGGGGGGGGGGACUGUUGGUAAACAAAACAGUUCUCUCUGUCAGCUCGUGCACACUGCUUUGUAUGACUGUGCACAGCACAGCCAGUGAAGCACUAACACACAGACCCUAGUAAAACAGCACACAGUUAACCCUUUGAUCGCCCCACAUGUUAACCCCUUCCUUCCCAGUACCAUUAAUACAGUGUCAGUGCUUAUUAGCACUGAUCACUGUAUUGGUGUUACUGGGGAUGUCAGUGACAUCAAGUCAGUUCCCCCCAGUGUCAGAAUGCCCGGUGCAGUCCCAUUAUAAGUCACUG